Molecule: messenger RNA, 668 nt
Organism: Selaginella moellendorffii
Lineage: Eukaryota; Viridiplantae; Streptophyta; Lycopodiopsida; Selaginellales; Selaginellaceae
Product: myosin-17
Exons: 3
Coding region: 38-520 (160 amino acids)
Source: RefSeq, a predicted model, not a curated record
UAAGCCAUCGUGGCAUUUGGAUUUAGGGUUUGUAGUAAUGUCUCUGGAGGGCUCAAUUGGAGGAGCUCACAAUGUGGAGCCAGCGGCGGUGGCGGGGUCGGAUCGAUGGUCCGCGGCGCUGAGCAAUGUCUCGCAGAUUGGCGGCGUUGUGGAAUCGCUCUCGGGAUUGCUGCUGCACAAGGCCGUGUACAUGGACGAGGAGGCUUUCGGGCAUGCCGCCUCGAAUGCUCGUCAAUCCCGCAAUGCCGUGGCCCAGGAGAGGAGAAUCCGUGCGCUGGAGAAGGAGCUGGAUUCUGCCAUUGCUGCUGCGCGCCAGGCUCGGGUAGAGAAGAAGCGUGCCGAGUCUCUGCAGCGAGCGGCUGAGGCUCACUGUCAGGAGGUGCUGCAAGAGCUUGAGAACACAACAAAGGUUUUCAAGCUGCAUUUGGAGGAGUUCAGGAAGAAAGAGGAAGAUCUUACCAGGAAGGAUUCCGAGAUACAAGUGUUAAAGGCAAUCAUUCAAACAAUGACAAAAGCGUAGGUGUUAGUUUUUACAACAAUCAGGAUAAUAUUCUGAUUAGACUAAGACCUGCCUUAGUCUAGUAGUAGUAUGUGCAAGAGCUGAUGCGUGGCUGCUAGUAAAAAUUCACUCGGGGAUUGUCAAUGUAAAGCAGAAGUUGCACUCAAAA